This is a messenger RNA of Postia placenta MAD-698-R-SB12, 225 nucleotides long. RefSeq lists its product as hypothetical. The annotation marks the transcript as partial. NCBI's taxonomy places the organism in Eukaryota, Fungi, Basidiomycota, Agaricomycetes, Polyporales, Adustoporiaceae. The transcript has 2 exons. The record is from RefSeq and is a predicted model, not a curated record.
AGGGGCAGUAAGGAAGAAUUUGUGAGCUUCAGUGAGAUGGAAACAUCGACCGAAGCUCGUGUCGAGAAACCUAAGUGUGCGGCAGCACGUGCUGAUCAGGAACGCAAGGAGCGCGACAAUGUCGCGCAGAUCCUGACGCGAUGUCGCGGCGUCAUGCGCGUGCCCACACGCGGGGUGAACUUGUAUAUGGGGUACACGGACACCUUGACUGAGAUAAUCGCAUAG